CCGACUACCAUCUCACGUGUCGUGAUCAUGUACUGACGACGGAGGGAGAGACCCAUUGCAGUUCUGAGAUCAAAUAAAAACGAAGGAGGCUAGAAGAUCAAGGCUGAGGUAUGUUCUUCUCCCCAAUGACAGAAAGCCCAGGCUCUCCAGAAAACAUGCAGGCUGAUGAAGGAGAUGAAAUAUCUGCCCUUCUUAAUUCAACAGUCGAGGCCGAUGAAGGAGAUGCGAUCUCUGUCAUUCUCAAAGCAUCAAUAGAAUCAAACUCCAAGAAAUCCGAGCUCUCGCCAGAGGACGCUGCAUGGGCUGAUUCCUGCUUAGUGUCCGAUCCACAGCUGUCCCAAGAUAACUGGGACGACCUGCGAGAGGCACUUCUCGAGGCUCUCUCUCCUCGAGUAGUCUUUGAUGAUGAAGAAGAACCCAAAGCCUCCAUUAAUGAAAUUGCAGAAGAAAACAUACAAGCUAGGGAACUUGCUGAAGAUGAAGAAGCAACUGAAGAGCGAAAGCGAACUAGCGAGUUUGCUCAAGGUGAAGCAAUGCACAAUACUGGAGAUUUCGAGUCGCAGGACAAUAUUUUCAAAGUGUGGGAGAUUGAGACGACACAGGAGGACGAGGAGAACGAGCUGAUCAAGCAGUUGAAGAAAGCUCUCAGAGAGAGCAAAUUUCAAGAUGACAAGAUACUGGAGGUUGACGAACUGAUCGCCAACAUGGGAGAUUUAUCAAUAGAACCCCCUUCACAGUAAAUGAUCUACACCUGUAUCGUUACAUUUAUGCACUUGUUUCAGGUUGAAAAGAAUUUCAUGAUCAAAUUAUUGUCGUGUUUCAAACCAUAAUCCAAAAUGCACGAUUAAGUUACAUCAAAA
Messenger RNA from Asparagus officinalis (garden asparagus), 860 nucleotides. RefSeq lists its product as uncharacterized. Bases 111 to 740 code for a protein of 209 amino acids. The transcript has 3 exons. The record is from RefSeq and is a predicted model, not a curated record. NCBI's taxonomy places the organism in Eukaryota, Viridiplantae, Streptophyta, Magnoliopsida, Asparagales, Asparagaceae.